Messenger RNA from Rhopilema esculentum, 3500 nucleotides. RefSeq names its product sodium- and chloride-dependent GABA transporter 2. Gene Ontology annotation, cellular component: plasma membrane. The record is from RefSeq and is a predicted model, not a curated record. Lineage: Eukaryota; Metazoa; Cnidaria; Scyphozoa; Rhizostomeae; Rhizostomatidae. Gene Ontology annotation, biological process: sodium ion transmembrane transport; amino acid transport; nitrogen compound transport.
UGUUAACAGAACAACAAUAUAUAUCUUGAGCAUGAUGAUUACACAAGCUACUGAGCACGUAUAAAAGACGAUUUGAAUUAGAGGAAAAUUUCCAUCAUUUUGGGCACAUUCAAUUGUGUUGGAGAAAUUCAGAGAUUUGUGCAAUUUGCACGUGGUGCAUGCAGGCUUGGAAUUAGUUGUUUGGAAGAGGUAGACCCUCCGAUUCCAAUUUUACUCUUGUUGGACACCGGCGCCACAAAAUGGGAAUUCUUGGAAGCGGUAACAGCAAGAAUGAGGAUUCUGUCGUUCUUAAACCAAUGGGAGAGACUCAUAUAGAGAAAAGUGAAGAUUCUAUACCUGAAAGACCAACAUGGGGACACAAAGCAGAAUUCAUUUUAUCCUGUGUGGGAUAUACGAUUGGCUUGGGCAACGUAUGGAGGUUCCCAUAUCUGGCAUAUAAGAGCGGUGGAGGCGCCUUUAUAAUUCCGUACUGUGUUAUGUCAAUAUGCGCUGGAGUUCCACUCUACCUCAUGGAGGUUGCACUUGGCCAAUAUUUUGCAGAAGGACCAAUCGGAACUUGGAGAAUAAUCUGUCCGUUGACCAGAGGAAUUGGUCAUGCUAUGUUGAUGGUCUCGUUACUUGUUAGUAUUUACUACAAUGUCAUCAUCGCCUGGAUUCUUUUCUAUCUGUUUGCUUCCUUCCGAUCGGACGUUCCUUGGCGAAGCUGUGAUCCAAAAUGGGCCUCAGCCAACUGCCGUGAAGGAUACGGUCAGCUCGGCAAUGGCUCACAAUAUAAUUACACGACGGGACAAGCAACCUGUUUAUCUGGGUACAACGCUGUGUAUAAAAAUGUUUCUAUUAGUGCUGGGAAGAAUAUCUCGGUUCUGGCAAAAUGUGUUUCUGCAUUUGAUUUCAGUAAAAGAGUUUCCCCUCCGGAUGAUUACUUUAGCCGAUAUGUCCUGCAAAGGUCGCCCAGUAUCAAUGAUCUUGGAUCGGUUUCCUGGCAGCUGGCCAUGUGUUUGCUCCUUGCAUGGAUCGUCGUUUAUCUUUGUAUGUGUAAAGGAAUCCAAUCUGCUGGAAAGGUCGUUUACUUUACGGCAGUUUUCCCCUACGUUGUUCUUUUCAUUUUGCUGAUCAGAGGCCUAACGCUUGAAGGAGCUACCGAUGGUGUUUUGCACUACCUGAAACCAAAUUUUACGAACAUGGCUAAACCUGAGGUUUGGGGCAAUGCAGGAAGUCAGUUGUUCUACUCCCUUGGGCCUGGUUUUGGCUCCUUGCUUUCCUUUGGCAGUUACAAUAAAUUCACUAACAAUUGUGUUAAGGAUGCAAUAUUUCUUGGGUUCAUGGAUGUUUUUAGUAGCACUUUAGCUGGUGUUGUCAUCUUCAGUUUGUUAGGCUACAUGUCUUUCAAAUUGAACGUUGAUAUAUCGCAAGUGGUCACAUCGGGCCCAGGCCUUGCUUUCGUUAUCUACCCAGAAGGUGUCUCAAAGAUGCCAAUAUCACCAUUGUGGUCUAGUCUCUUUUUCUUCAUGCUGUUUACAAUUGGGCUCGAUAGUCAGUUUGGCAUGAUGGAGUGCGUUGUAACCAAUCUCAUGGACGAGUAUCCAAAGCUACUGAGAAAAAACAAGAAAGUUUUCAUUAUGAUAGUUUGCGUCCUGUGUUACAUCGUUGCCAUUCCAAUGGUUUGUGAGGGUGGCAUCUAUAUAUUCAAUUUGUUUGAUUGGCAGUCCGCAGGGUUUUCACUUAUUUUCGUUGCACUUGUGGAAACAAUAACUGUAGGCUGGCUAUUUGGUACUGAACGCCUAAACAUUAUGCUGACUCAAAUGCUUGGCCAUAGGCCAUCCAUUUGGUGGACCAUUUGCUGGAAAUAUUUUACACCCGGUGUGUUGCUCAUGAUUUUCGUAUUUGCUGCAAUGGGAUGGAAAGGUGUUAGUUACGACGGGUAUCAGUACCCUACUUGGGCAGAAGCAAUGGGCUGGAUACUAGUCAUGUUGACUGCUAUGUGGAUACCGAUUUUCGCUAUCAAAAGCAUUCGUGAAAGAACGGGUACCUUUUUCGAGCGUCUUUGUGGAAGCUUAGUACCAGAUGAAGAUGUGAUCAGAGAAAAGGCAAAGCUCAACGGCGUUACAUAUGUACCUACAGUUAAUCGUUUUUUUAAACCUGGGUUAGUUUGAGAAUUCCGUGCUAUUUCGACCACAUGUAACUGCACUCAGCUGUAGUUCUAAAACCCAGGCAAAAGUUGCUUGAUUCGCCCUUUUUAACCUGCCUCUUUUUCGUUUAUUUGAUAACCCCCCUCCCCAGCUACCUCGAGCUUCGAAAGGAGUCAAUUUGACUAAACCCUGAGAGUAGACACAGCGUUCACAGGUAAUUCCUAUGUAUGUAGACGAUAGACAUACUUUGAGACUUGUUGGCAAUUGUGGUCAACUGUCUCCAUAGCUUGCAGUUAGAUGGAAGAAGCCAACGGAGGUUUUUGCGCAUACAAAGUUGUUGCUCUGUGUCACUCUCUGCUUUUGAGUGUGCAGAUUUAACGAUCUUAAAUACACAUUGUCUUGAACCACUAGAAGCCAUAUCACAACUUCCAUUGGCUCAUUCUUUUGAUCAAUGUAUACAACAAAGGUGGCGAGAAACAUCAUGGAUGACGAAAGUUUUCAUCGCUAUUACUCUGAAUUUUUACUAUAGAUAAAUUAACACUUAAAUGUUCCAUGAUUUAACUUUGUAAAUUUUCCACAAAUAGAACAAUUUUUUCAAUACUAAAGUAAUAUGUUAUUACAUACAUCCAUGUAGACAAUAUGACUUUGCAUACAUUUUACAUUGUUUUUAUACUAUCAUUAUGUUUAAAAGGUGAGUAGUGAAUACACCAAUUUGACUUACGGCCUCAUUUUGAAAAAUUCUUCAAAAUUUUUUUGUAUAAAAUUUUUGACCUCAGAUUCAGAUUGAGAGCAAUGAUUUUAGUCUAAUUGUAAGUUUUCAUUAUCAUAUUGCUCACGAUAUUGAUUUUAUGACGACACAAAGAUAAAAACUUUAUAAGGGAUUUGACCGUGAUUUGCGACUAGGGGGGUAAAGUUUCCCCCGGAACGAUUUUUGCGGUCAAAUCCCUUACAAGUUUUCAAACUUCAUUUCUCCGUAAAAUCUAAAAUACAAGCUGAAACAAUAUGAAAAAUGGUAUCCCGCCUAAAAUCAUGGCGAUAAAACCAAAUCUGAGCUUAAAAAAGUCGUAUAAUUAAUUUUGAAGAAAUUUCCAAAACGAGGUCGUAAGUCGAAUUGGUGUAUCCACCUCGCACGUUUCGUGGAAUUAAGAAUUACUAGAUACCGCGGAAACAGACGACCUGCAGGUACUUCCGCGGAGAGACAUUCGCACGUAGUUUUCAAAAAUUUCUCAAAAUAGGGAAAUGUGGUUAGGCUUAGCUUUCAUACCCAAAAAGAAUAUUGUCAUUGUGGGAUAAUUCUUCUUUAGUUUAAAUUAUUUAUGAUUUUGAUGUACAUGUUCACUUAAUGGAUGCUAUCUUUAUUUUGAUUUGCAA